Messenger RNA from Labrus bergylta (ballan wrasse), 2009 nucleotides. RefSeq names its product leucine-rich repeat-containing protein 74A. The record is from RefSeq and is a predicted model, not a curated record. Lineage: Eukaryota; Metazoa; Chordata; Actinopteri; Labriformes; Labridae. Gene Ontology annotation, molecular function: protein binding; calcium ion binding.
AUGUCAACACUGUCAUUUGAGUCCCUCUGCUUAAAAGAGGAUGAUUGUUCAUCCCCAAAUGAAUCCCAGGACACUGAGGAUGAGACCGACUUGGAGUCAGAUGAAAAAGAGGAAAGCCACAACAAGGCAUCGAUAUGUGAGGUGUACCUCCAGGCCUGUAAGCUGGUUGGUGUGGUGCCAGUCUCCUACUUUAUACGAAACAUCAACUCUUCAACCAUGACACUCAGCCACCACGGGCUGGGACCUUUGGGGUGCAAGGCACUCGCUAUUGCUUUAGUGACUGAUAUGAAUAUCAACACUCUGGAACUGGCAGACAAUCACAUUCAAGCCGAGGGAGCCAAAUACCUUGUGGAGAUGCUUAGGGCUAAUUUCACCAUUCAGUACCUGGAUUUAUCUAAUAACCAACUGCUUUAUGUGGGGGCCGAGUAUGUGGGGAAAAUGCUGCUUGACAAUAUUUCUUUGAAAUCAUUGAAACUUUCAGGAAACGGAUUCACUGAUGAUGAUGCUAAGUAUUUUGCAGACGCCUUGUCAAUAAAUUCCAGAAUAAAGGAACUUGACCUGAGCCAUAAUGCCUUUUGUGGAAAAGGAGGGGAACAUUUGGGACAACUGCUUGCAAACAAUGAGGGUCUUGAGUUUCUUGAUCUGAGCUGGAACCACCUCCGAAUGAAAGGGGCUGUGGCUCUUUGUGCUGGACUCAAGGUCAACAUGAUGCUAAAACACCUCGACUUAUCAUGGAACGGUUUUGGGAAUGAGGGUGCCCUGUCCAUGGGAGAGGCCCUAAAAUUCAACAACACUCUGGUGCACCUUAAUCUCAACAACAACCGGCUCACCAACGAGGGUGUUGGCAUGCUGUGCAGGGGUCUGGAGUUCAAUGACACGCUCAGGGUCCUACUGCUGGCUUACAACUCUCUAACAGUAGAGGGAGCACUGGCUCUGGUUAAUGUGGUGAAGAACACACCUAAAACUGCCUUGGAGGAGAUCAACAUAUGUAAUGUGCUGGUAAAUGAGUCCUUUGUGCACCUGCUGGAUGUGACAUGUCAGGAGCAUCCCAGUCUGGAAGUACAGUAUGGAGGAGUAGGAGGGUUCAUUGCUAAGAAGCCCCUGAAACGUGUCGAUCCAAUGAAAGUCAUCCAAGAUUAUUUGGAUCAGCGUAAGCUCCGUCUGUGGGAUUUCUUCCGUAAUAUUGACAAAGAUGGCACCAUGCGGGUCCCUACUGCUGACUUCAGGAAGGCAGUGCAGCAAUCAAGUAUUCCUUUGGAUCGAUACCAGAUUGAGGAGCUGAUUCAGAGGCUUGAUCGUGACAGGACAGGGAUGGUAGACUACAGGGGACUGGCAGAUACAAGGAAACAGAUGAUGAGAGAUUACCGCCGCCAACUGAGGAAGGUUGAGUCCCGUCAGAAGAAAGAGAAGCAGAAGAGUGACCGCAUCCUAAAGACCUUCCAGAGUGCUGUGGAGGCCGUAACACCACGCGGCUCCUUGGUCAUGUCUCCUGGAGUAGCCAAAGAGGAUUCAAGCAGCCCACAGCACUUCUCUGCCACGCCACUCAGCUCUUGGCACCACAUUGUCAUGUCCAACAGCAAUCGUUAUUCUGUCACCAAUCUGAGCAAUGAACACAUCCACUUGCCCAUGUUAGGAGGCACCACACCUUACCGCCCUACAAGUUCUCCAGCCAUGCGCUCCUUUUCCCAGCCAAACCUACUGGAUGAGUCCCCUUGCUCUUCUCCAGGCAAGUCCAUUUCUGCUCAGGGUGUACGCUCCGAUCCGGAGAUGGGCCACAGCAAGCUCAGCCCCACUGCUAACCAGCUGACCAGGUCCAGGCCUGCUCUUAAUGCCAAGCAACCUCUGGUUAAACCCAAAACCAAGAAAGCAAAGAAGAAGAAAACGACAAAACGUGUGGAUAAAGGCUCUAAGAAUCCCACACGAACUGUCAAAUGACUUUCAAACUCGAAAUGACUGUUUGUUAUCAUUCAUCAGAAAACCUGGGCUAAAUUGCAACAUACAAAUAUAAA